AUGUCUAUGACAAGGGACAAUGUAUGUCUAAACAUAUUUCGCUACUGGGAAAGGCAUUUCGGCAUCAAAGAUCUGAUUCACGCUUUGCUUUUCCUGUUCUACGAGCCCAACUUUGAUGACCCGUACAACUUGUAUUGUACCAAUCUGCCCAUGCCAGCAGAACAGUGCAUACGUCACACACUCGCGGGUGGUACAGUGAAUUGGGUCAAAUUCCCACCAAAUGAGGCUUGGUGCCAGUGGGCUCGGACAAACAGUGCAUUACCACAACCUGGUGAAACAGCUCCAUCUCCGGCUGAGACGACUUCUAACAAAAUCCAUACUGACCAAGACGUAUCGCGGGGCGAGCAACAAUCGGGGGAACCGCGAUUGUCCGCAACCAAUCGAUAUUUUCGUCGCUCCCUAUCCGGGCAGUUCACCCUAGCCGUGCCCGAGGGAAGCGAUACAGACUGGUCCAAUGCUAGCCCGCUAGCCAGUCGCCUUCUCCCGUUCGGUUUCCUCUGUCACAUCACAGUAGAAACAUUGAUCGGGGAAGUGGAUCCGGACGUGCCCUGGUCCAAUUACACUCGGUACUACUAUGCCGAAACGUGUAAUACAGAUCAUGCGGACUUUUUGUGGAAUUCCGUGGAUGCCAGUGUCGGUUUCGAUCACACGGAACGGGGGGACUGUGUGGGUGGAUCACAACGUUCCUCCGUGAACGUGUGGACAUCUCGUUUCGGUGAAGAAGCUCAAGGCUUGUUCACAAGCGAACUGAGCGAUGCGGAAGAACUGGAACAGAUGUUGACCAAUCUGUUGUUGAGCGCACAAAAUGAACACACCAAUGCAGACGAGGGUCACACAAUGGGAGCUAGCACCUGGAAUAGAGCGGAAAGCAUUUGGCUCGGUAGUGAAUCGCACUUGCUAUCAGAAGAGGUGGACAAGGAUGAUGAUGAUGAUGAUGAUGAUGAUGAUGAUGAUGAUGAUGAUGAUAAACAUGAAGAUAACGCUGAUGAUGAAAAUCAUUCCACACAUUCUCUCAAUGCGUCUCCCACUGAGUCCAGCCAUGAUUGCACGGCGGAAAGAAAACUCGGCAUUUCAACUUCUCCAUUGAAAAUAUCCAUCGGUGUCCUAGAUUGGUCACCUUCAAAUAACCACUCCAGCACGACCGACUAUCCCUGUGAAUCGUCUCCAACGAAUACCGGUGUCCAAACCAAUCGCCAUCCGGAUUCAGUAGAGUUUUCCGAAUCAGUAGGUGUUCACCAACCACCACCGGAUAUUGAUAAAUCCGGCAUACAUUAUACCCCGACUCGUCCAACUCCAGGUUCAAAUCCGGAUGCAGUUUCACACCAAGCGGAGGUUGACACGAAUCCGGCACUGUUUUCGUCGUCCUCGUACAAUAAACUUUUAGACACGCCUUCACCCGCAUCCGAGGCUACAGAAAACCAUCCCGAUGAGACAGAGGAAGCGGUGGAACGUCCGACGCGUCCGUCGUUGCGGAUUGAAUUAAGCCCAGAGGAGUACAAUUUGUUGCCUGUCGAAAUUCAAGCAAUCCUGGAAGAGCCCACCCUGGAUCUUUCCUUUUUCUACCCGGUGGUUGAACGAUAUGGCUCAUCCGAUUGGCACAUCCAUCCCCAUCAGUUUUUUCUAUUCAAACAAUUCCUUCUGACACUCCGACCGUACACGUGGAUUCUAUCCCAAACGCGGUGGCCACCGUUCUUGGCACCUGGACGUGGCACUACAUUGACCAUGACAGAUUUCUGGUUGUGUACCGAGGAUGAUAUGCGUGCAUCCUCGUCACAACUGCGACACGAUCUGCUUCAACAUUGUCGUCGUCGCCUCAAUCGGCAGGACUGUUCCAUACUGCUUGUGGACUCCUUGGUAAGUAUAUUCCGAAAUAGCCACCAGUCGUAA
This is a messenger RNA of Echinostoma caproni, 1887 nucleotides long. The record is from the annotation of a GenBank genome assembly. NCBI's taxonomy places the organism in Eukaryota, Metazoa, Platyhelminthes, Trematoda, Plagiorchiida, Echinostomatidae.